Molecule: messenger RNA, 2266 nt
Organism: Liolophura sinensis
Lineage: Eukaryota; Metazoa; Mollusca; Polyplacophora; Chitonida; Chitonidae
Exons: 3
Coding region: 466-900 (144 amino acids)
Molecular function (GO): calcium ion binding
Source: RefSeq, a predicted model, not a curated record
UUUUAGAUCGUAGGCCUGAAGUAAGGCCUAUAUAUAGCCUAGGUCUGUGUUAUUUGGUUCAUCGUUAUCAAGGUACGCUCUACUGGCUGUCCAGCUGACACACAUCACGUGACUGUUCCAGUCUAGCGGUUAAAGGAAGGUAUUAUUCUGUCAGUUACAAUAGCAUCUCAACUGUAAAGUCAGGAUUGUGUCUGGCUGAUGCGAGUUAGUGACGGAACGAAUCACAGGUCAAUAUUCGCCGAACACCAGGGGGCGUGACUGGAGAGCUGCAGAUGGUUCGGUUGUUAUGGUAACGUGGUAGGAGACCGGAUUUUAGUGAUUUUUGACGCCGAUAUACUUACCGUGGCUAACCAAUGGGCUGCAUCCAGUCCUGCAAAGACAGGCGGACAUCGCCAGCAAUCGGAGCGUCCCAAAUCUGUUCACUGGAACGAUCCAGAGAGUGCGGAAUUUUUGGACAUUACCAACAUGGCGGACCAAGACGUUGCGGAUUUCUUAGCGGCUUUCGAGGCUGGAGAUAAAAACAAGGACGGGACGUUAAAUACCGGCGAGUUUAUUCGGUUGAUGGUAGUUCUUGGCGUUCCAGGAGGUGCCGAUCGGGCCAGGGCAGUGCUUCGGCAGAUCAAUAAGAACGGAGACGCUGUGGUCACCCAACAGGAAUACUUCCAGGCGAUAAAGCAACUGAGCGUUCCAACAACACAGAUUCGGCAGAUGAAACAGAUAUUCGACAUUUUUGAUCACGAUCAAACCGGCUGGGCCUCCAAAAAGGAUGUGAUCAACGGUUUAGGGGAACUGGGCGUGCCAAUAGAAGGGGAGCUGAAAGAGAACCUCGAAAAACUAGACGCUAACAAGGAUGGUAAAAUAUGGUUCCCGGACUUUCUGCGUGUUCAGUUGAACAUUUGAUACCUCCGGAGAGCGUUCGAAACAACAGCGAGAUUUACAACGGGAUUACCGCUUCGGAUAAUCUUCUUCCAGUUUUCAGAAUAACGGUUGUUGCAAUACCGGAAGUGCUUGGCGGCGCUUCACAUGAUAUCAUAUACCAUGACCAAUGGAAUUCGUCGUUUCUCUACGUGUGCUGUUUCCAAGAGUGGGAUAAUUUCAAGCAUUUAUUCGUUCUUCACCUCACUGCCUGAACAUAUCCGUCUGUCAAAACACGUGUUUUAACAUCAUCCAUGACCAUCCCUCAUUUGCCUAAUUGUGACAUUAUUUACUAUGCCAAAUCACCUCGUGCAUUCCCUAUCUCAGACGGGAAUAAAACCUUUUGUAACUAUAUACAAUGCACAGUCUGAAUUUAUCUGUGGAUCUUCCUGGAAAUAUAAUCGUUUUAUUGAGGUGCAUGAAUACUCUGUCAGAAAUUAUGCUAGGUUUAUGAAAGAACACGCCAGUAUACGACCCCGCGCAAAAUGCCCAGUAACUAUUAAAUCCACUGUUUUUUUUUUUUUUUUUUAAGUUUCUUUGGACGAACACCAAAAUGUGUGCCUUUUUUAUGUCUCUAAUCAUCUGAUUCAUGUAUUUGAGAUUUGGUAAUAAACCAUAUCUAUUCGUGGUUAUUACUGCGGUACAUUCGCCUUUUCUCAACAAGCAUCACUGGGUUGUUUUCCCCACCAGCAGAUGAUGCCUAUCCUAAACAACUAAUAACUGUCUCAGAUGGUCUUUUUUUUUUUGACCAAUCAUAUUGCCCCAAUUUCAAAUGGUCUGGAUGAUCGAAUAUUGAACCAUGCUCCUUACAGUGCACGCGUCGCUCUGUACGUUCCCUUUACAUCACUGCCACCAAUAAUAAAUUUUGUACAGGUAGUACAAACUCUGGCCCUUGCUUAUAAUAAUACAAUACACACAUGCAUUCCUUUUCUCUAAAGUGUGUACAAAAUGAUUCCAACCAACUCCUGAAACAAAUUUAUGAAUGAAUGCUGAUUAAACAGUUCCGCGCAUGUACACCAGUGAUGAGGUUAAGACUAAACAAAGCCCACGUGCGUCGCACCGGCUCCAAAGGUCAAGCUUGUCUAUUGGUGGCAGUGAUGUAAAGUGAACAUAGAGAGCGACGCAUGCGCUGUAAGGGGUUAAGUCUGUUCCUGUUUAAUCCUAAUCCAUGUGACUUACGUGCAUGCGCAGUAUAUCAGAAUUCCAUUGCAUAGGCAACAUAGGCAACCUACGCCAUAUCUUCCAAAGAUUUUGAAUUUGACCGCGUUUGCUUUGCUUGUCACAUGCUUUUGUUUGGGGGAUUGUAAAUACGUGUACGGUAGAGUCCUUACUUUAUGCAAUAAACAUUUUC